AUGAAUAUCAUUCAUUUUUCUCAUGUCAAAACUGAAUCAGAAGACUUAACUAAACUUACUCCAUCUUCCACUAAAACAACAUAAUUACUUUAUCCAACUCAAGAUGACAUUAUUAGCCCAAUCUAACCAAAAAUAAAAAUAAAAGAUAGUUUCAAUGAAUUUUUAGAUGGCCGGAUAAAUUCAUUUUAACUUCUCUAAGCAAAUAAUUGUCCUAGACUUCAUCAAUAAUAAUAAAUUGAAUAAUAUGAAAAAUUAUAAAGAGAAAAAGAAGCUAAAGGUAUGGUAAUUUUAGGACCAUUACUCAGAUUUAAACAUAAAUAUAAACAUGUUAAAACUUAGUCUGAAGAAAGAAUUAAUUAUCUUAAAACUAAAAUAGCAGUCCUUAAUAAUUUAAUUAAAUCGAAGGUUGUGAAUAGAAAAAAAGACAAUGAUGAAAAACGUAGAAGAAGUUUGUAAAAUGUUGGACUACUAAAAUCUAUUGUAGAAGCAUCAGAAAAUAUUAAUAAAAAAAUUGAAUAGGUGGAGACAUAUGAAAAAAUGAUACCAUAAAUGAAAACAUUAAAAACUGUAACUAUUAGUUAUGAUAAUUCAAAAAUGUAUCGUAAAUAAUAACUGAAGUCAAAAUUAAAUUCAUAAACUUCAACUAACCCAAAAUUAUUUCUUAAAACUUAAUUAUAGGAUUCAAGUAAAUAAUUUUUAAAAGAGCUAGAAGAUAUAAAUGAAAAAAAGUAAUAAAAUUUAGAUAGGCUUUCCAGAAUGAAAUUGCUAUCUGAUAAUAAAUUACAAAAAACACAUUAGUAUGAUCUUUAUGUCAAAGAAGUCUUAACAUAUAAGGAUAUUGAAUUAUACGAUUAUUUACAUCAAUAACCACAAUAAGUUUCAUAUCGAUGCCAUUUUACAAAUUAAGGAGAAGAGAAUUUAAAUUUAAAUCAACCCAAUCCAUAAAUUAAAUUACAAUAAAAAAAUAAGAAAAAGCUUAAAACUUUGACUGAGAGUAAUUUUAAAUAAAUACUUGAUGUCUCUGAUACAUCAUCUUUAUAAUCAGCAUAUGAAAUACACUUAGAUAAUUUGUAUUCUUAAACAAUUGAAGUAAAAAAACAAUUGCUAAAGAAAUCUAUGCUUCCAAAGAGAAUUCGUUAAAUGAUAAAAUUAGAUGAAUUAGGAAAAUAGACUCUCCAUACUAGUACUCACAAACUUAAACAUUGA
Messenger RNA from Paramecium sonneborni, 1206 nucleotides. NCBI's taxonomy places the organism in Eukaryota, Ciliophora, Oligohymenophorea, Peniculida, Parameciidae. The record is from the annotation of a GenBank genome assembly.